UUUAUUCGCUUUUAUUCCUGGAUUUUAUUAAUGUUUUUAUUUUUUCCCGGAGUGCCAGUAGAUACCUGUUUUGAAGGGUUUUUUGGAUAAUCUUAGAUGAACCUGAAAACAGAAGUUUUACCAGAUUCGGCAGCCUUCACACAUCCUCUCCCCUCUUACACUGGUUUCCACAGUAACUGGUCCACUGGUGUCCGGGGUCUGCAGGGGGCCGUGCAGAGCUGCAGCCAUGCAGCAGGAGCUGUUGUUCAAGGUCCUGGUCAUCGGGGACCUGGGGGUCGGGAAAACAUCCAUCAUCAAGCGGUAUGUCCAUCAGAUCUUCUCCCAACAUUACCGAGCCACCAUCGGGGUGGACUUCGCCCUGAAGGUCCUGCAGUGGAACCACGACACGGUGAUCCGGCUCCAGCUGUGGGACAUAGCAGGACAGGAGCGCUAUGGGAACAUGACUCGGGUCUAUUACAGGGAGGCGGUGGGAGCUCUGGUGGUGUUUGACGUGACCAGAGCCUCCACGUUCGAUGCCGUGUUGAAGUGGAAGGACGACCUGGACUCCAAGGUGACUCUGAACCAUGGGAGGCCGGUCCCAGCUGUACUCUUGGCCAAUAAGUCCGACCAGCUGUCUUCACAGAUGCCCAAACUCGACACCUUCUGCAGAGAGAACGGCUUUGUCGGCUGGUUUGAGACAUCAGCAAAGGAGAACACAAACAUUGAAGAGGCAGCGCGCUGCUUAGUGGAGCACAUCCUGAACAACGAGGACAGUCCAGUGAUAGAACGAGACCCCGGUUCUCUCGUCCUCUCUGGAUACGCAAACACCACCAAAGAUCCCCUCAACUGUUCAUCAUGCGUGAAAUGGUGACCAGUCACAGACAGACAGGAAGUACAGAGCUGUGGGGUGAGGCUGUAGAGAUAUGUUUGGCUCAGGGACUAUUUCUGAUCAGUUUUUUCCAUCUUAUCCUACAGUCAUUAAUUAAAAAUGCAAACUAGAAAUCUUUGUGAAAUAUUCACAGUGAAUGUCAUGUACAGCACUUGGUUUUGAUGAAAUUUAAUUAAUGUUUUCUCCCGAAACCUCUUCAAAAAUCUCAAGCUUAACGAGAAAUGUUUUAAAUUGUUGAAAUUAUAGUUAUUAAAUGUGGCCUGAGGCUGCCUUGAUGAGUCAUCUGUCUUUGUUAGUGAGAAUCGCAUCAACAUCUUCUGUCAUCUGCUCAGAUAAAGACUGUGUUUCCUUCAGUAACAGCAGAGAUGGAUUUUGGCCAUUUGGCUAUAAUUAUUAAUUUGAAGCUCUUGGUUCUAUAUUGAACAGUGUCUGUAUUUUCCACACCUGAAUGUGACUCAGCUGCACAGAUUUAACAAAUUACCUCUUCAUAUUCAGGUUUCUGAUGUAACCCAGCUCCAAAUACAGGAUUACAUUCAUAUGUGUGUCUGGGCACAUAAAUAUCUAAAAUCUAUCAUUUUUAAUACUAUUAUCUAGGAUCUGAUGCUUCAGUAAGAGAAUUAGUUCUUCUGCAUUCUGAAAGAUAACAUAUUCAGCCUGAACUGCCCUACUUUCUCUCCACCAUCUUCAGCAUUAGUUAAAUGAAAUCAGUGUCAUUACAGGGCGCUAAAUCAUGUUGUGUGUUCAUCUUUUUAGAGUCCACCAGUUUCAAAUUCAUCUAUAAGGCCUUACCUGAUAAUUUUUUUUUUGCACUAUCCAUCUGCUAAAAUGUACACAGUUUAUCCUUUUUCUGCUGUAAAGUGGUUUACUAUGAAUGUUAUUCUAUUCCAUUAACCUAAAGGCCUAGAAUCUUUACUGUUAGUAUGUCAGGAAACUGUUUCCACAGUGGAUCAUGAUCAUGAGCUCUGAAAUCUGUUUAUGGAUACGACGGAGGAAAACACACCAGAUUCCUUCACCGUCAGAUAUAAACUUAAACACUGUGGAGAUAAUGGAGGAGAGGCAAUUAAACAGAUUUGUCCAUUAAAUGGACAAUUCAAUCAGUUGAUAAAAGCUAAUGGCUAUUAGUGGACUGAGAGAUUCUUUACUUAGGAAUAGAGUAGUAAACCAUUCUGCAAUGUCUGCCUUUCUUCCAGCACUUCACUUGAACAUCUCUGCUUAUGUUUUUCUUUGCACUUUAUUAGGUUUCUUAUUUACAACUUCAUAUUUAAACAUUUUCAUCUUCAUUUUUAAUCCAUAUGUACAGGUUUUAAUCAUUAACUGUUACUAGGUUUUAGUGGGUUAGUUAUGUCUGAAACAAAAAAAAAGUAAAAAUCAAUCUUUAAAUACUAAUACUUCUGUGAACAAAUGUAGCUCUCUCUCCAAUUACUGGCUCUUUGGUUUAAAGCGUUUUAUUUAAUUUUGCUGCAAUAUCUGUCUCACCAGUUAAAAAUAUGUUAUACGCUCCUCUCUUCUGUACCAGUGACGGCUGUAUUGUGGUCUUUGCUGAUCGUGCCUGGAGCUUUAUUUGAUAUUCCAUGUUUUCGUCCGCUUUAUGUUUCACUUCAUACCCUUUGAUGUAUAACAUGGCCUUGUAAUUCAAUACAUUUGUAAGUGCAAUCUCCGUAGGUCAGACUACAUGUAAUAAACUGUAUCUGUAGUGCUGUG
Sphaeramia orbicularis (orbiculate cardinalfish) is the source of this 2569-nucleotide messenger RNA. Its product is annotated as ras-related protein Rab-38-like. The record is from RefSeq and is a predicted model, not a curated record. Gene Ontology annotation, cellular component: phagocytic vesicle; lysosome; late endosome. The coding region runs from base 227 to 850 and encodes 207 amino acids. Lineage: Eukaryota; Metazoa; Chordata; Actinopteri; Kurtiformes; Apogonidae. The transcript has 4 exons. Gene Ontology annotation, molecular function: GTP binding; GTPase activity. Gene Ontology annotation, biological process: endosome to lysosome transport; phagosome-lysosome fusion.